Molecule: messenger RNA, 2423 nt
Organism: Mugil cephalus (flathead mullet)
Lineage: Eukaryota; Metazoa; Chordata; Actinopteri; Mugiliformes; Mugilidae
Gene: cfap91
Product: cilia and flagella associated protein 91
Exons: 17
Coding region: 111-2333 (740 amino acids)
Source: RefSeq, a predicted model, not a curated record
GAAGGUGAGUUUGCCGUCUCCAUGGUUACACGGUUAAAAAUACCGCUGUUUGACAUCGCGGUCCGGUUGGCAAAUUGCUCGGAAAAGCGGCCUUUAAUUACAAUAACACAAUGAACACGUCUGUCACUCGCACAGUCACCAGGCCAAAUGAUGCUAGAACAGUGUUCAGACGGGAACGAGUUUAUGACCACUUGUACGAUCCAGAGUACAAAGUGUCAUCGGAGGCAGACCAUGCCAGGGCCAAUCUCAAAGCCUACGCGUCUAAGAAUCGAGUUAGGAGAGUGCCUGAGUUUUCAUCUAUGUUUAGUGAUUACCCGUGCUAUACUCUCAAACUGGACCCCGUGCAGCCUGUCCCGGCUGUAACUGAUCAUCAGUGGCGAGGGCACACAGAGCAGCGCAAAGAGGCUCUACAGCAGCUGGCUGGGUUUAUUCCAGACACUCAUCUGGGGCUGAAGAAAGAGUGCCAUGUCACCGGAGCUGAUUACUGCAAAUACUUUAAGCGUCCUCUGAUUCCCUUUGCACAGCAGCUUCCCCCAGAUGUGAUUUUUGCAUUGUCAAAGGAGGACUUCUUAACUGCUGGUGGAAAGGAUGAUGAGGAACAGCCCACUCACUUCACUGUGGCAGUCCAGACCGAUUACAGAGAAAGUGAAGCUCAGACAGAUCCUUACAGCCCUGAGUACGUGGUACAACCUGGGUCGACUCCUUCAGAGCUCCUGCAACUGGCAGCUUUGACUUGGGGUCGCGGCCUGCCUGCGGGCUUAGCCGAAGUGGAAAUGAUAGAAAGGGCACGUGCCAAACGUGUUUGGGAGGCAAGCCUCCCUCCACUGGAAGACCUGAGCCAGCUUGACAAGAGGAGGCGGAUGAUGGAGGAGAUGGAGGCCAAAGACUGGGCUUUCAGAGAGAGAGAAAUCGAGAAGUUGCAAGAGGCCCGUCUUGCCGUGCUGAAGGACCUGCUGAGACAGAGAGAUGAGGCUCAGAAAGAUGUCACGAAUAAGAGAUUAAACGAGAUAUAUUCUAAGCACAAAAAGGACAAGGAAACCAAGCAACAGAAAAUCCACACAGACUACUUGAGAUCGCUGAGAAAAUUGGAAGCUAAGUGGAAAAAUGUGGAGGGGAAGUUAGAGCGACGCAGCGUUUCCACAGAUUCUCUGACAUACGUCCGUCAGGUUCACAGGUUGACCAGCAGGACCACCAGCAGCAAUCAGUCAGAAAGGCACUACUUAGACACAUAUGAAGGUUUGCUCGAGCUAGAGGCAGAACUCUUCAAGCCACGGGUGAAAAUACUGAAACCCAAAGUCAAAAAGGACGUAUUCAGCACCCCUGUGAACAGAGCCAUGAAGCUGAUGAAUGAAUAUAAGGACCUGAGGGAGGAGGAAAAGAAAGACGUAAGGGAGAAGUCCUUGCGUUUCCUUGUCAAAACUGAGAAGCCUGUUCCUCGCCCUGCCACUCCCAGAGUAGAGAAGCCACCAGAGGGAGAUGAGGAAACAGAGCUUGCAGUAAUCUGCAUUCAGAACCUAAUGAGAGGACGGAGUAUCCAGUAUGAGAUGUUUAAGAGCAAGGAGAACCGCAUGGAGUUCAUCAACGAACUUAGGACUGUCCACGUCCUGCAGGGGGACAAGCAAGGGCUGCUGAAAGCCGACAAAAUGAAUGUAACGGCCCUGAAAAAAGAAAGAGACGAGCAGAGACGCAAGAUCUGUCAAGAGGAGGCAUCUCAUGCCAGGGUGGUAGGUGCCGAGCUUGAGCAGCUGUUUGACACCUUGUCCAAGGAGCUGACCCGUCUCCAAGACGAGCGCAGGAUUCACGCCUUCAUGCUGUUGGCUGAGAGGGAACGUCGCCUGCGAGAGGCCGAGGAGAGUGGAAGGAGGCAGGUGGAGGAGCGCAGACGCAGAGAGGACGACGAGAUCUUCAGACAAGUGGUGCAGGUACACCAGGAAAGUGUAAAUUUGUAUUUAGAGGACGUCAUCUUGGAGACCUUGGAUCAGAUGGCUGACCAGCAGGCCAGGGAGGAGAUCCAGAGGAGAGCAAAGGAGGUCAACGACAUCGCUUAUGCGCUGGAGGAAAGCCGGAACAGCCUUCAGUCUGAGGAGAUUGUGUCGGAGCUGACGUACAGCUUCCUGAUCCCGGAGGUCGAGAGGAUCAGGCAAAAAGUCCACCAGAGUCAGCACAGACACUUGCAGGCUGCACGGGGCAUCGUGCAGGGGGCUGCAAAACCGUCUGGGGUCCUUCCCAGCACUCCGGGUGCCUCGCAGGUGACCUGCCCCUCUGAAAAAGCUUCCAGUCAAGUGCUCGAGGAGAAGAUUGGCCAAAGGGAGAAGGGAAAGGAAGGAGAGUAAGACCACAGUAGAGAGACCGAGUAAAGAGAAGCCUAAAGUGACAAAAGUGUCUAAGUGUGUUGACUCGUGUUAUUAAAAUAAAUAAAAGUU